GAUCGUAAUGCCAAUCUUGGUUAAUAAAAGGGGUUCACAAAAGGGAUUCUUUUACGUUCGCCGGUGCAGGAUGGCCAGUGGGACGGCCCUUGUGGCUAGAAGGCUCCGUGACGCUCAAGAAACUCAAUGUCUUGAUCUAUCCGAAUGCGACCUAACUAAGGUCCCUGACGCGGUCUACUUGAUGCUGAAGUCGGUUACCAUACACAAGUGUACAAUGGCAAACAAUUUGCUAACAAAGAUUCCUCCAAAAUUCCCCUCCAAUUUCAAACAGCUCAAGGAGCUAGAUUUAAGUGGAAACAAAUUGAACCAGUUUCCAGCAGACAUGCACGUGAUGCAGGGUAUACAGGUGCUGAAUCUCUCCGGAAAUGAUCUGGAGAGCGUCCCACCCUUUGUGUACUCACUUCCAAAUCUCCAGGAACUACAUCUGCAGAAUAAUUGCCUUAUGGGUAUUGAAGUGAGUCGACUUGAGGAUAUCGAUGGUUUAGGUCACGUGAAUUUACAAAACAAUCCCAUAUCAGACGAUCUGAAAUCUCAGUUACAGUCCUGUAAAUUUACAGUGUUGCUAGGCAACGAUGCAGUAUCUUAGCUUUAUCAAGAGAUGUCAUGUUUUUCUGCAUUUUCAUUGUUUCGUUGUGUCAGUGAGGCAUAUUGUUCUAUAUUUUUCGCUACAAUAUCCAUAAACUUAAUUUAUUACAUAUUUUGAACUGUUGCAACGAUAUACAUGUUUCCUAUGGAUUGUUUAUACAUGUUUUUAAGUGGACAUAUUUUACAAUUUGGAAUAAAAUAU
Molecule: messenger RNA, 787 nt
Organism: Magallana angulata
Lineage: Eukaryota; Metazoa; Mollusca; Bivalvia; Ostreida; Ostreidae
Product: leucine-rich repeat-containing protein 20-like
Exons: 4
Coding region: 8-586 (192 amino acids)
Cellular component (GO): extracellular matrix
Molecular function (GO): protein binding
Source: RefSeq, a predicted model, not a curated record